Molecule: messenger RNA, 240 nt
Organism: Knipowitschia caucasica
Lineage: Eukaryota; Metazoa; Chordata; Actinopteri; Gobiiformes; Gobiidae
Source: the annotation of a GenBank genome assembly
AUGGCAUCAGGGAGGAGACAGCAGACUGUGAACGAGGAGAGAGAGGAGAGGGAUGAGAGGGAGGAGAGAGAGGAGAGGGAGGAGAGACAGGAGAGGGAGGAAAGAGAGGAGAGGGAGGAGAGAGAGGAGAGGGAGGAGAGAGAGGAGAUAGAGGAGAGAGAGGAGAGGGAGGAGAGGGAGGAGAGAGAGGAGAGGGAGGAGAGGGAGGAGAUAGAGGAGAGAGAGGAGAGGGGGGAGUGA